GACGAAGGUAUCGAUUCUUCUAUGGGCGCGAAUUUUGCUGAUGUUUUGGGCAUGCUAAAUAUGCCAACAAAGAAGUCGAAAAAAUUGCUUAACAAUAGCAAGUCGCCUACACCCAGCAAGAUUCCCUUGAAUGAAAAGCCACAUAGCAGUAGCUCCAACAGUAACUCUAAAAACGAAUAUAGACCAAGCUCGAUGUCCUCAGCUUCAACUUCCGCAAAACCAGUAGACGAAAAACCAGAGCUUCUGUCAGCUUCUGCGAAAUUAGCGCCACUUGAUCCCAGUAUUGUGUUUGAGCUGCCAACGAUUUCAACGAAUUACAAACCGCUACCACACAAUAAGACUGUAAUGGACUGCGUUUACCGUAAUAGCGGAGCUGUGGUUAACACUCCCAAGCCUGUGAGGACACUCACCGAUGCAGAAGCGCUAAGUCACAGCAUCUCUUCGAAGACAAUGCGUACCAAAAUCUACUCCGGUAUUAAGACUGGACAAGUGUUGCAAGUGCCAUCACUAUUCGAUCUAUGCAUACGAAUACUGCAAAAGAAUAUCGAUGCUUUGGAAUAUACUGGCGGUGUACCCUUCGAAGUCCUUCGUCCUGUUUUGGAGCGUGCUACACCACCACAAUUACUAACAUUUGAAGAAUACAAUCCGUACAUGAUGGAAGACAGCGAUUGCCUAUGGCAAAUCCAUGUGCAAAGAAAUUACCGUACCAAAAAGCGUAUGGAAAUGGAGUCUUGGCGUGAAAUGUAUUUGCGUUGCGAGGAGGAAAAAGAGCAAAAAUUGAAUAGUCUUACCGCGACUAUCAAACAAUCACAGAAAAUAAUUGCUGCACCUGUGCGCAAAACACAAAUGGCAUUCGUAGAUUCCAUGGUGAAACCGCCCCGCAAUGUUCUACGCAAGCAGGAGCAAUACGGAACGAAAGCCAAAAUGGUUGCCACACCAGCAGCGCGAGUAGCAGCGCUUUCCAGUGUUACGCCGAACGCAGCCAAGGUGGGAGAUACGCGUCUGCGCGUCGCGGCUACCGUGCGGGAUGCAGCGCAAGUUGCUCAUGCGCCAGUACGUGCAAAGAAGGCGCCGCUCAUGGCCAAGACUUUGCAGUUCAUGCGCGGACGCCACAAGCGAUGAACUUACGUUUAAUUUCGUAGAUUUAUGUUCGUAUACUUUUGUUUAGAUUGACUUCAUAUGAAAAAAAAAAAAUUAUAU
Messenger RNA from Rhagoletis zephyria (snowberry fruit fly), 1200 nucleotides. Its product is annotated as transcription elongation factor B polypeptide 3-like. Gene Ontology annotation, biological process: transcription elongation by RNA polymerase II. Gene Ontology annotation, cellular component: elongin complex; nucleus. The record is from RefSeq and is a predicted model, not a curated record. NCBI's taxonomy places the organism in Eukaryota, Metazoa, Arthropoda, Insecta, Diptera, Tephritidae.